ACCCCGCCACCCGUGGAAUGCAGCCCACGCCGGGGUGAGCUCCCCCACUCGGUAAAAAAUUACAUUUGGCAAGGUGCCGAUCGGCGUGGAUCGCGGUCCGAUUCCCGUCAACCAGAGUCGUGGAUCUGGCCCCUCAUCUUCGCGUGCCUCGAGCAACGAUCCUCUCGCCCUCGCGCACAGGUGCCCGGCGCGCCGCCUCCUCGCCGCCAUCCCGUCCCGCCCCUCGUGCCAUCGCCGCCUCGCGCACCGGUGCACGGCGCCGCCUCCUUGCCGCUGUCUCCUCCUGCUCCUCGUGUCGUCGUUGCCUUGCCCCUCGAGCACAGGCACACGGCGCCGCCUCCUCUUCGUCGUCCCGCUCCUCAUCGAAUCCACGGUUUUGGUGAGCCUCUGAGUCCUAGCGGCUCAGGCGGAGCGAGCGAACCUGAGCAGCGCUGCCAUAGCGGAGGGAGCAGCCGGGCGAAGAAUGAGGGGGCUGACGCGCGCGGCGAAGCGCGCCGGCGAGAUGGCCUUCAACGCCGGUGGAGGCGCCGUCAACUGGUUCCCGGGCCACAUGGCCGCCGCCUCCCGCGCCAUCCGAGACCGCCUCAAGCUUGCCGACCUCGUCAUCGAGGUCCGCGACGCACGCAUUCCAUUAUCCUCAGCAAAUGAAGACCUUCAACCAGUGCUUGCAGCUAAAAGGCGUAUUCUUGCACUAAACAAGAAGGAUCUAGCAAACCCCAAUAUAAUGAAUAGGUGGCUUAAUCAUUUUAAAUCACGCAAGCAGGAUUGUAUUUCAAUAAAUGCACAUAGCAGCAGUUCUGUUAAUCAGCUUCUUGGACUUGCUGAGCUGAAACUGAAGGAAGCAAUCUCGAAAGAGCCGACACUUCUUAUUAUGGUUGUUGGUGUCCCUAAUGUUGGCAAGUCUGCACUCAUAAAUUCCAUUCACAGAAUUGCUACGUCUCGAUUUCCAGUGCAUGAUAAGAACAAGCGGGCUACGGUGGGGCCACUUCCAGGUGUCACUCAAGAUAUUGCAGGGUAUAAGAUUGCAAGUCAGCCAAGUAUUUAUGUGCUUGAUACACCUGGUGUUCUUGUGCCAAGCAUACCAGAUAUGGAGACAGGUCUAAAGCUUGCUUUAACAGGAGCAGUUAAAGACUCGGCAGUCGGAGAAGAACGUAUAGCAAAAUAUUUAUUAUCUCUUCUUAAUAUCAGAAAAACGCCCCUGCACUGGGAGCGGUUGGUGCACAGAAGAGACGAGUUGCAUGAAGAAACAUGCAGCCGUAAUGAAAAUGACUCUAGGGAUUCACUACGAAGGAGGAGAUGUUUGAAUAAUGCUGAUGCCUUAUAUGUUCAGGAUUUAGUGACGGAUGUCCAGAGGACACUAUGCAGUACGUGCCUGGACUUCACUGGCAACACCGAGGAAGAGAGCGAGCUGGAAAGCCUCAUAGACAUGCAGCUCGCGGCUCUUCGCAAGGUGUUCAGAAUACCUCACAAGCCGUUUGAUGAAACCCACGGCCCUACCUCGAAGAAGCUGCUGACUCUCUUCAGGUCAGGGAAGCUUGGCCCGUUCAUCCUCGACGACCUUCCGGAUGAGCAGUAAAUUCAAGAAUUAACCUGCCUCCACGGGUCCUUUUUGCUCUGCGUAGCAAAUGUUUUGUGAUGGAAGGAAUUAGUACGAGCUGCACGGCACAUAGCAGAGCAACCUGUGAUGAAAAAUAACAAGUAGCCAACAGAUAUUUUCAAUGCGGCUGUGUGCUAUCCUUGGUAUGCAGGAUACUUUUUUUUAUGA
Molecule: messenger RNA, 1765 nt
Organism: Panicum hallii
Lineage: Eukaryota; Viridiplantae; Streptophyta; Magnoliopsida; Poales; Poaceae
Product: short integuments 2, mitochondrial
Exons: 9
Coding region: 464-1576 (370 amino acids)
Cellular component (GO): mitochondrion
Molecular function (GO): GTP binding; GTPase activity
Source: RefSeq, a predicted model, not a curated record